UGGCAAAAGUUCAGUUGACGUCACCGGGCCACUGAGGCCCUGCUGCCGACGUGGCGCGAGCGCGGCUGUCAGCAGAACUGAGCACCAUGUCUCAAGAUGAGACAGUAGACCGCUAUACACAACCUCCCCCUUCAAUCCCCCAGACUUCCCCUUAUGAAUCUGCCCCGAUAGUUGCAGUCAAUACAGACGAGGUUCAAUCGUUAUCACAACUCUCACUGGGCAAGUCGGCCCCUGACUCAACCAGUGAGGCUAUAGAAAAGCAUAGUACAGCCAGAGACGUUGAAGAGCAGCAGUUACACCAAUCAGAAGAAAAAACUGAGGGUCAAGUGACUGAAUGUGUGGAAUCAGUUUGCUUGGAAGCAGAUGUUUCGCAGGGAGAGGCAGAGGGAAUAGAGCCCCUGGAUGAGUCUAAAUCUCAAGGAUGGAGUAGUUGGGGCUCUUGGGGAAAGUCACUUUUGACCACUGCUACAUUCACCGUGGGUCAUGGGUUGAGUUCAGUAAGAGAGAAAGCAGGUGUGACGUUACAGAUGCGUCAGACCUCAUGUGAGGAAGCAGAAGAGGUCCAUGAACAUUCUGGGACAGUGAUAAUAGAAGACAAUCACACAGAAGAGGUUCAUAAAGGAGUACUGUCAACCAUCACCAGUGCUGUUCAAAACACUGGUAAGUCAGUAAUAACAGGAGGUCUUGAUGCUUUGGAGUUCAUUGGAAAGAAGACCAUGAAUGUCUUGGCAGAGAGUGACCCAGGCUUUAAAAAGACCAAAAUACUGAUGCAGAGAACUGCCUCUUUGUCUCAGAUGUUAAAAGAAGCAAAGGAAAAGGAGAGAGAGAGACUGAGCAGUCAGAUGGUCACAGAGCCCACUGCUCACUAUGGGAUCUUGUUUGAUGACUACCAAGGCUUGUCUCAUCUGGAGGCGCUGGAGAUACUUUCCAAUGAGAGUGAGGGGAGGGUUCAGUCCUUCUUGUCUUUUUUGGAAGGGGAAGAGUUAGAGGUUCUUAAGAAGGAGUUAAUUGAGAUUAAGGAGAUCUUCAUCACUCGUGAGAAGGAGGAAAUUGAUGCCAGCUCAGGGGAAAACGGUGAUCUUUAUUCACAAAUUCAGUGUUCCACUCCUCUCUCUGCUGAUGGAGAGGAGUUUGUCAGUGUUCUUACUGAGCUUCUCUUUGAACUCCAUGUUGCUGCAACUCCAGACAAACUGAACAAAGCUCGUUUUAAAGCUCAUGAUUGGGUGAAGCAGUCCAGGGACGCUGCCAAGAGCAUAAUGGAGGAGUUAAAAGAAGAGAACUCCACCACUUGCCCUGCUCUAGAAAAGGACAAAAGAGAGGAUGAGGAAAAGAAAGAGAAGGGAGAAGAUGGAAAAAAAGAGGAGGGGAAUAAAAAGGAUGGAAACUCUGAGAUUGUUGAGAAGGUGUAUCUGUCAUCGGUGGGCAGUCUUGCUGAGGUGACUGCUCGUAGUAUAGAGCAGCUACACAAAGUGGCAGAGUUGAUCUUACAUGGACAAGAUCUAGAGAAACCAGCCUGCAAACAGGCCGGAAUACUGGUCAGGUUAACCUGUGCCAUGUGUAAGGAGGUCGGCUGCUUGGCCCGAAAGUUCUCAGACACACUUCUGGCUGUGGGGAGUCACAGAAAAGCAGAACAAGUCAAUCCGCUAGUGGACAAUGUAAUGCUUGAGGGUUCUAAUAGCACUACCUAUAUCCACAAUGCAUUCCAGCUGCUGUUGCCUGUUCUACAGGUCUCACACAUCCAGACCAGCAGAACCGCAGUCAAGCCAACCCCAGAACCAACAACCACAGAAUAGUGUCCUCAUCCUGUUUAUGUGUUUUUGUAUGCUUCUGUCACAUCUGUCUGUUUGUGUACUGUGUUUGCUUCAGUAUGAGAGCUAGCACCAAAAAAGUGCAAUUCUGGUCUACAGUAUGUAUAUACUCUUAAAAUGGGAUAAUUCAGAAUUUAAAUGAGACUGAAACUCCUAACUUAUUUAGGUUGCGUCUUAUGUGUCAGUCCUCUUGAUACUUUGUUUGUUCUUUUUUUAAGUUACUUUACAAAAAUGGAAGAUUAUUAAUCAUGUGUUGCAUUGUCUGUGCAGGUUUGGAGGAACUAAAUUACAUAUAAAUUAAAUCAAUCACUCUUAAACCAUUAUCUGUUUUGUAUUUUGAAUAAAAUGAACAAAGACAUUAAUAUGUAAUAUGAAUAAAAUGAAAUAUAAAGCUU
Messenger RNA from Myxocyprinus asiaticus (Chinese sucker), 2203 nucleotides. RefSeq names its product protein NOXP20-like. Lineage: Eukaryota; Metazoa; Chordata; Actinopteri; Cypriniformes; Catostomidae. The record is from RefSeq and is a predicted model, not a curated record. The coding region runs from base 87 to 1793 and encodes 568 amino acids. The transcript is spliced from 13 exons.